UGUUAUCAACACUACCCUUUUUGAUCAACCUAGCUUCAGCCCAAUCACAUCACAAUGGAAUCCCUCAACGCCUCUGAGCAGCGUGAGCUCGCCUCUCGCAUGGAGAGACGCCAGAUGAAGGAAUUCAUGACCGUACGUGAGACCUGAAAUAAACAGACAUCCUUUCGCGUCGAACUCGGAUCCAACCUACACACCGUUCAUACCUCCCUGACCUAUCCAAUUCCUCCCUCCGUCUAUUAUCAUCCAUCAUCCAUCAUCCAUCAUCCAUCAUCCAUCAUCCAUCUAUAUCAUCCCUAGCUGGCCUUUUCAAUUCUAAUCUCAUCUCCAUAGAUGUACUCCAAGCUCGUCCAGCGCUGCUUCGAUGACUGCGUCAACGACUUCACCACCAAGUCCCUGAUCAACCGCGAAGAGGGCUGUGUCCUGCGUUGUGUCGACAAGUUCAUGAAGGGAUCGGCUCGCCUGAACGAGCGGUUCCAGGAACAGAACCAGGCCAUGAUGAUGCAGGGACAACAGCGGUAAACGGGAAUUCAGCAUGGGGUUCGGUUGCUUUGCUUUGCCUUGACUUUGGCGGUUUCUGUAUAAAAUAUUAGAAUUUUUGCAAUGAUGACAUCCCCUAAUGGCCGGCGAUGGGCUCCGCUCGCUCUUGAGGAGCAGGUUUGGUUGCCGAGAUCACAGUAUGGAGGUAUACUGUUGCUGCCGUGAUUGUAAUAUAUGGAAUGAAAUAGCAUUGAGUAAACUGCUGAUUAA
Aspergillus eucalypticola CBS 122712 is the source of this 747-nucleotide messenger RNA. RefSeq names its product protein transporter TIM9 (gene tim9). The coding region runs from base 331 to 519 and encodes 62 amino acids. NCBI's taxonomy places the organism in Eukaryota, Fungi, Ascomycota, Eurotiomycetes, Eurotiales, Aspergillaceae. The transcript has 2 exons. The record is from RefSeq and is a predicted model, not a curated record.